Molecule: messenger RNA, 5822 nt
Organism: Dreissena polymorpha
Lineage: Eukaryota; Metazoa; Mollusca; Bivalvia; Myida; Dreissenidae
Product: guanine nucleotide-binding protein subunit alpha-13-like
Exons: 3
Coding region: 25-1137 (370 amino acids)
Biological process (GO): adenylate cyclase-modulating G protein-coupled receptor signaling pathway; Rho protein signal transduction
Cellular component (GO): heterotrimeric G-protein complex; brush border membrane
Molecular function (GO): guanyl nucleotide binding; G-protein beta/gamma-subunit complex binding; D5 dopamine receptor binding
Source: RefSeq, a predicted model, not a curated record
ACCAAACCAGGAAACUUAACUUUCAUGACGUCAUGGGUGGGGAUCGGAGUCAAAAUGGCGGAUAUAUUUCCGUGCUGUACGAGAGACCCUGAUCUGAAGCGACAGAGUGAUAUAAGUAAACAAAUAGAUGAACAGCUCAAACGAGAAAAGAUACAGUUUAGAAGGACAGUGAAAAUUCUCCUUUUGGGUGCGGGCGAGAGUGGCAAAAGUACUUUCCUAAAGCAAAUGCGAAUUAUUCAUGGGGAAGAUUUUGAUCAGAAAAUUCUCACGGAAUUCCGUGAUACCAUUUACUCAAACAUUAUCAAAGGAAUGCGGGUGUUAGUAGACGCAAGAGAGAAGUUACAAAUACCAUGGGGUGAUGGAAGUAAUGUUAAGCAUGCUCAAUUUGUGUUUGGCUGUGACACUUCUAAAAAGAUUGACGAGUCUGUGUUUCUUAACUAUUCAGAAUCACUUGAAACUUUGUGGAAUGAUUCAGGAAUAACUGCUGCCUUUGAUCGUCGAAGAGAGUUUCAGCUGGGAGACUCACUGCGCUACUUUCUGACAAACUUACCAAGAAUUGGUAAACCAGACUAUAUACCAGUCCGGCUAGACAUCCUGCACGCCCGUAAGGCCACCAAGGGAAUCACGGAGCAUCAGAUUGACAUUAACCGGAUCCCGUUCCUCUUUGUGGACGUUGGGGGUCAGAGGUCGCAGCGGCAGAAAUGGUUUCAGUGCUUCGAGGGCAUCACAGCCAUCUUGUUUCUGGCCUCGUCCAGCGAGUUUGACCAGGUUCUCAUGGAGGACAGGAAGACCAACAGGCUCGUGGAGUCAUGUGACAUUUUUGAGAUCAUAAUCAACAACAAGACCUUUUGCAAUGUGUCGAUCAUCCUCUUCCUCAACAAAACUGACCUCCUGGAGGAGAAGGUGAAAGUUGUGAGCAUUAAGGACACUUUCUCGGAUUUCCAGGGGGAUCCUCACUGCCUUGUCGAUGUGCAAAACUACAUUCUGGGACUGUUUGAUGAACGCCGUAGGGAACGGACAAAACCGCUCUUUCACCAUUUCACUACCGCCAUUGAUACUGAGAAUAUCAAAUUUGUGUUUAAAGCUGUAAAGGACAUCAUUUUGCAGGAUAAUAUCAAAUCGCUUAUGCUGCAGUAGUGAUAAUAAUAUCACAAAAUAUUGGUUGUUUGCGUUAUGAUAAAAUGGAUUUUAGUGCUAUAUAGUUGUUGACCAGUCAAUGUGUCGUGAAUGACUUGUGCAAUGGAUGGAAAUGUUCAUUUAUUUACAGAAUCAUAUAUAAAUGUUUAAGCAACAAAUUGUAUUCAGAAUAUUACGGAGACUUCUGUUAUGUUUAUAUGAACAGCAUCCUUUCCUUAUAUGCUGUGGGGACUGUGAACUUUUUUGGGGAAGUAUUUAACUAGAUUUUCUUCUGCUCACUUUUUCAUCAUCUCUGGCUUCCUAGGAAAAUACAAUAUUUCUUAAUUGGUAAGUCAUAUCCACAAAUAUCAUUCUGGAAUGUUUCAUUAUGCUGUGGUAUACAUUUCAAAUGUUUAUCAAUAGAAUCAUGCUAUAUCAGGGUUUUUUGCCAUUUGAAAAUAUGUGCUUGUCUCUUUUCAUUUACACUAAAAUCUAUUUUGGUCUAUACUGAUAAAUGCUGUGAGAAGCCUGCAGUGUAUUGUUGGUUUUAAUGCUUCUUUGUAGUUGAGGUGAGUAUGCAGACACUAGAAAUGCACCAGGCUGCACAGGAGACUUGCAGUGCACAAAAUCUGGAUGAGAAUGAGCUCUGUAAUUGAUAGUUUACAUAAAUUAGCUGACUUCUGUCAGAUUGGUUUGAAACAGAAAGAUGUUUCAUUGAGUAAUUAACAAUAACCUUCAAUGCACAUACAUUUUCAUGGUUUAUAACCAUUUCAAAAUAUUCGUCAUUUUUUAACCUAAACUUUGUACUAAAUGCUCAAUCUGUUUAUCAAUAUGAAUGUAGAGUUGUUUCUUGCACAUGAUAUCUGAGUGAACAUGCCCUUUGGCUGUGGAAGGUGUCCCUUCCUCCAUGAAUCCCAAUCAAAGUUUUGUUGUUAAAGUUAUUCAUUAUUUGGUGAUUCAUUCAGUGUUUUGCCCUUUUGGCAAAAUUUAAGUCACCAAACAAAUAACAAAACAGACUGUCUUCCUAUCCUUAAUCAAUGUGAUAAUGAAAUAAUGUUAUUUUUCAUUAUCAAUUGUACCAUUUUUCUAAAAUAACCUAAUUUAAGAUAUGUAUCACCUUAAAUUAUUUGUCAGCAUUUUUUUCUUGAUGUGUAGAAAUUUGAUUUUAUUAAAUACUUGGAAAACUAAAGGUUAACAUGUAUUUUGUCAAUUUACAAUUGAUAACAAUAUUUAAAGGUAUGUUACUUGAAAAAAUACAAGAUCACUUGUUUUUUAAAGUUAACUAUUUUUGUGUAUUUUUUUUAUGAAAGAGUAACUCUGUGACUCAUAGGAAAUAAGUUGCCUGGAAGUUAUAUUUUGGAAAGCAAGGCAAGAAAACUAUACCACUUAUUAUUAUCUAUAUUUAGUUAUGUUUCCAUAGAACCACGAGAUUUCACAUGCAUGCUGUAAGUUAUUUAAAUUUUGUAUGUGUGUACUUUUUUAUUUUUAUGCCCCCCUUCGAAGAAAAGGGGGUAUAUUGUUUUGCUCAUGUCGGUCCAUAUGUCCGUAUGUCUGUAUGUCCGUAUGUCUGUCCACCAGAUGGUUUCCGGAUGAUAACUCAAGAACACUUAGGCCUAGGAUCAUGAAACUUCAUAGGUACAUUGAUCAUGACUCGCAGAUGACCCUUAUUGAUUUUGAGGUCACUAGGUCAAAGGUCAAGGUCACAGUGAUCCGAAAUAGUAAAAUGGUUUCCAGAUUAUAACUCAAGAAGCUUAUGCCUAGGAUCAUGAAACUUCAUAGGUACAUUGAUCAUGACUCGCAGAUGACCCCUAUUGAUUUUCAGGUCAGUAGGUCAAAGGUCAAGGUCAUGGUGACCCGAAAUAGCAAAAUGGAUUCCGGAUGAUAACUCAAGAACGCUUAUUCCUAGGAUCAUAAAACUUCAUAGGUACAUUGAUCAUGACUCGCAGAUGACCCCUAAUGAUUUUCAGGUCAAAGGUCAAGGUCACGGUGAAUCAACUUAGAAAAAUGGUUUCCGGAUGAUUACUCAAGAACGUUUACGCCUAGGAUCAUGAAACUUCAUAGGUACAUUGAUCAUGACUUGCAGAUGACCCCUAUUGACUUUCAGGUCACUAGGUCUAAGGUCAAGGUCACGGUGACUUCACACAGUAAAAUGGUUUCCGGAUGAUAACACAAGAAAGCUUACGCCUAGGAUCAUGAAACUUGAUAGGUAGAUUGAUCAUGACUCGCAGAUGACAGUGCUUUCCACAGGAUUUUUGUCAGGCGCCCCGAGGGUGGUUCAUGGGGUGUCCCCUCCUGACGAUGAUUUUUUUUUAAUUUAACGUGUCAAUUCAUGUUCUGUGGUGCGUUAUAACUCAAAGAAAAACAGCGUCAAAAAACGUCAUUUGGUCCGUUAUGACUCUUCAAGAAAAUUACCCAGUCAUUUAAAAAAAAUAAUAUAUAUAUAUAUAUAUAUAUAUAUAUAUAUAUAUAUAUAUAUAUUGUUUAAUUGUUUUAAAACUUUCCCGCACAGAUAGUAAAAUCCCGACUCGAACGAUUCCCCAAUACAUCCGUUUCAACCCGACUAUUACUAUAUACUUACUACUUUUCAUGUUUCUAUUUAUUACCCGAUAAUCCCGUUUAUUCCGUUUUUAUAUCACUUUCUGGUAAAUAUGUACGCUAAAAGCUCUCAAUAAUUUCUUUAACACAAACCUUGCCAUUUUUCUAUAAGUGACUAUUUAUAGAUUUGAUGAAAUAUUGCCUCUGAACAUGCGUCAAUCCCCUGACGUGUUGUGUGCUUGUUAAAAUGCUCAAUGCACGCACAAUACACAUGACGCGACGUUGUACAUGCUGCAUAAUUUUCGCGCUCUUUUUAAUUGAGAAAAAGAUUCGACACAAAAUUAAUAUGCACUGCUAAUUUGAAGCAAGAAUAUUUUUAACGUUGCGGUAACAUUUACAUUCGGAAGUGUGUUUCGGAUUAAAGACGCGUUAACGUUGACUUACGGAAAUGGGUUUCGGAUUACAAAUUUAAUUAUUCCCAUUUGUGAUUUCGACAAAUAUUAACAGUUGAGUUAUGAAUUCAACGAUAAUUUGUUUAAACACUUUACAAGUCGAAUAAAUGUUUUGACGGAAUUAUGCAUGAAAUUCACGUUGUUCACGAGGAUUACGGCUGGAUGCCAUCAUCAGUCUUUUAAGUAUCGAUUAUCGGACGAAACAUUUAUAAGUGUGCGUAAUUAAUUCAACGAAAAUUUGUUAAAGCGCAUUACGUGUCGAAUAAAUGUCAGAAAAAGGAGGUGAAUCAGUUCUAUAAAUGGACAUGAUGAAAUAUACAUGUACUGGAAUAAAAUUGUUAUCGCAUAAUUGUAACCGGGAGUUAUUUGCACAACUUGCUCGCUAUAAGUAAUUAAUUGUUUACCACUUGCAAUUAAUUUCUCGUAUUAAUUAUGAGUCAUAGGUAACACUUGUUUACAGUAAAAAGGUGUGAUGAUGAUGCCCGAAACCGUCUUUAAUGUAAUGUACUGUACUAGUUACCGGUUUUAUAUUACGUGAAUGGUUUAAUUUCUUGCUAAUCAAGCUGCGAUAAACUCUUACUUUGUGCCCGACGUCAAUCAAAAAUAAUGGUCGAUAGUUAACCCCGCCCUCAUAAGCAUUCGUGUAACCGAUUGGACGAUGAACAUCACAGUUUGAAGACUGGAAACUUACCUGACACAUCCUUGUCAGCAUUUAAAUGAAUGUGUAAUGUGGCUAGAAUAAUCGAUACGCGCGUCUUAUCAGUGGAUUACCCAUUACCCCAUGUGGUGUUUAUGGCGAUUACUUGUGAAAGUAGGUACCGAGUGCUCUUUCAAAACAGGGAAUAUUGAUACACUGAUAGAGAAAUUUUGAUUUUGUUUGACAAUCUCCACUUUCUUGUACUGAAAAAUACACUGAUCAGAAAAUUUCAAGCGCCCGGGUGACUCUGAUUUCGAAAUUCAAGCGCCCCGGAGAGGGAUCGUUAAAUGGCCUGUGGAAAGCCCUGGAUGACCCGUAUUGAUUUUCAGGUCACUAGGUCAAAGGUCAAGGUCACAGUGCCAAAAAACGUAUUUACACAAUUGCUGCCACUACAACUGACAGCCCAUAUGGGGGGCAUGCAUGUUUUACAAACAGCCCUUGUCUUAAAUUGUAAAGACACAGGAAUUGCAUUGCUAGCAACUUCUGCUUAAUGUUAUAUGCUCUCUUACUUUCAUGGGUUUGCUGAGGUAUUGAGAAAUGUUAUAAAAAAUAGCCUAUUGUAAUUGAAAUUUCAGGUAAAUAAUCAACAUUCGUACACAAAAUUAUCUUUGUUGAUGUGCAAAGUAAAACUGUCAUGGUUGUGAAUCGUUUGUUUUGCACUCCCUUUCAUGCAUUUUUUUCUGUUGCAUUUUUUUUUCGACAUUUGCCAUAAUUACUUAGCUUCCUUAAUUUGUAUUUGAUUAUGUUCACUGAAGCAGUGGAUGUGGUUACUGUUUGAACACUGAUACGGCUGAUGUAAAUGAUUAUCCAAUGGGAAUUUUUUUGUUCAUUGCAAAGAUUGCUUCGUAACAUUAUUUUCUUGUGUGCUUCAUACUGCAUGUAUUUACCUUCCAAUUCACUGAACAAUUGAAAUUAAUGCCAGUUUUGUGUAAUAUUUUUUUGACAAGCUAUCUCCAUUAAUUUUGCCAAACAAACCCUGGUAAAGAUGUAAUAAUCAAUGUUAAUAAAUCUUUUAUUAUGCA